Molecule: messenger RNA, 1017 nt
Organism: Microdochium trichocladiopsis
Lineage: Eukaryota; Fungi; Ascomycota; Sordariomycetes; Xylariales; Microdochiaceae
Exons: 3
Coding region: 1-1017 (338 amino acids)
Source: RefSeq, a predicted model, not a curated record
AUGUGUUGGGGGCAGCGGGGCGGAUUUGUGGGCCCCGGGUUUGCGGUGGGUCGAGUUUGGGGUGCGCCGGACGGUGAGUGGGGCCGUGCCGGCCACAUUCAUUGCCGUCGUCCCGAGUGUGCCGAUAAGAAUAUUGUCGUCGUGGCGGGGUUUACUCGUACACGGGCCCGUCCCAAACUUGAUUGGAGCCGGUGGAAUCGCGCAACGAACGAAGCCCGGCCCGCUCUCCAGAGUUGUCCGCUUGUACAUCACCGUCCCAACCAACUUCAUGCCGAAUCCCUCCCCACGGGCAUCUCGACUGCUGGAACACAUCUCCGACUACCGCCUACCAUAUUCUCCCACACUCCUCCAGCACGACGACAUCUACCCACCACUUCUCCCGCACCUUUGAGAUUAACCAAUAACAUGGGCGGAGGACAAAGUCACCUAUACAGACCAGACCCCGAGUUCCAUCUCGAACUUGCCGAUCACCUCAUGCGUGGACUAGUUAAAGCAUGGCCAGAUGACGUUAAGAGGAUCGAGUUAGCGACCCUGGCCAUACGAAGCCCCACAGAGGUCUCUCCAGAGCAACUUUCGGGUUUAAUACAACGCCACACGUCGACCGGAGCCGCCAACAUCAACAUUGCCGUUCAGUUGCUUCUCUGGUCUAUGUUCUAUGCCCGGUCGGGCGAGGCUGAUCAUAUCUACAAAACGCUGUCCGAGAUAGAGCCUGAUAAGCUCGACGAGAUUGCAGAGUAUGCCAAAACUGAGCUCAUUGCCCAGUCAACGAAGGCAGAGAUACCCCCGGAGCAGGAACCCCAAGGCGAAGCAUACAGCUUUGUCAAGCAGUGCAUUGUCAAGUUUGUUAGAGAGCUGGAAGAGUAUGCGAGCACGACGGCAACCACUGAUACAGCCUGCCUGCCGGUCGGUGAUGUGGAUGAAUCCAGUUCGGCCACAACAGCAUUCCAGACUCCCGCAACCGCGUGGUCAUCUCGGAGCGGUGGCCAGGGCGUUCAACAGUUGAAAGGGCGCGGAUAG